AACAAAACAUUUCAGGAGUAUUGUAUCUUAAUCAGAAGACCAGCACUAGAAAUUAUGGAUAUUUUAAGGAGGAUAAAUUACAACUAUCCCAUCACACGUUUUCUACUGUAUGGAGAAAUGAAUGCUGGUAAAAAAUUUACUAUGACACAUGUGAUGCAUUUUUGCAGAAACCAGAACUGGAUUACCUUAACUGUACCAUGGGCCAAUGACUGGAAUUGUAGAAGAUUGAAAGUAUCAUAUAGCAACCACACGGAAUUCCUCUUUGAUUUACCUAUACAUUCUAAAAACCUUCUGGAAGAUUUUCUGAUCAAAAAUUCUCAUCUAAUUGAGGAUUUCAAAACCAGUACAAGAUAUGAAUUCUCAGAACAAGAAUCCUCGGAGCAGGGAGUACCUCUGAUAGAUUUAGUGUCCUUUGGCAUCAGUAGAAUGAAGUUUGCCAAUGAUGUUGUGGGAGCUCUUUUACAGGAACUAAAACACCUGGCUAACAAUGAUAA
Messenger RNA from Saccostrea cuccullata (small rock oyster), 494 nucleotides. Its product is annotated as small ribosomal subunit protein mS29-like. Lineage: Eukaryota; Metazoa; Mollusca; Bivalvia; Ostreida; Ostreidae. Gene Ontology annotation, biological process: apoptotic process. Gene Ontology annotation, cellular component: mitochondrial small ribosomal subunit; mitochondrial ribosome. The transcript is spliced from 5 exons. Gene Ontology annotation, molecular function: structural constituent of ribosome. The annotation marks the transcript as partial. The record is from RefSeq and is a predicted model, not a curated record.